AUGGUUGAUAAGAAGGUAUGGGAACUUUUUAAUCGGGACGAUACAGAAGGUGAUGGCAAUAGUCAAAAUAUGACUAAAGGUUUAGGUGAAGAUAACCUUUCUUCAACGGAUAGUGUCGAAGAUGAAAAUGAUGAUGAAAUUGAUCCCAAUAUGUGCAUAGAAUGCAAGGAUAUGGCUACAGCAAUACUAUGUGAGGACUGUAAGGAGCAUUUUUGUGUUGUAUGUUUUGAGAUGCUUCAUCGAGGUGGCCGAAGGAAGAAGCAUAGGUACUUAAAACUUGCGGAUGAUGAGGCCGAUAAAAAGGAUAGUGUAGAAAAUGGUGGGAAUUCUGGGGAUGAAGACCAGAUGGAUGAAGACCCCAGUCUUGUGGCUUCCCCUAGCUCAGUUGACGAACAAAUGUUGCACGUGAUAGAGGAACAUGCAAACUACAUUCCGAUGAGGUUAACAUUUGAGGAGCGUCAUCUGUUGAGGUUGCUUGAGGCAGCACUCAAGGUGUCUGAGUAUACUGAUAGAGUGGAUAUCCUGUCGCAUAAGUCGCGGGGAAGGAGAGUGGUGGAGCAGUUGAAAGAAAUGUGCUCCUUGUUGUGUGGAUUAGUGAUUGCUACAGAUUUGAAGGUUGGACAGAAGCUGUUGGAAAAUAAGGAGCUUCAUGAGAACGCUGACUGGUUCCAGGCCGUAUUUGAAAUUGGCAGGCGGUACAAGAUCAUGAACCCAGAAAGAAUGAGAGAUACUUUUGGGAAGCUUGCGUACAUGAUUAUGGACUCGAGACUACCGCAAAUUGAGGAACACAUGGGCUUCCAUUUGUACAAGCCUAUCAAGACAGUGCGUUCCUAUUUGAAUGAUCCUGCGGACGGUGGGAAGGCCCUCGGUUUGCUCAAAAACAAGUUGCUCUUGUACGCAACCGCCCAUAUUGACCCGAUUGGUAAGACGAGAGCUGAAAUCAAUAGGCUAGUCAGGAUGAAGGAGGACGCAAUUUCCAAACUUGCUACAAAGUAUAGCAGCUCGGUUUACUCCAAGGAUGACAUUUGUCAGGUAUUAUACUCGAUUGGAGACUAUAACGCCUUUGUUAAAAUGAAUAGAACUCCAAUAGUACGUAUGUUGGAAAGGCUAAACCUAUUCUCGCAACCAGAGAUAGCUGCAAAGUACUCUAUUGGUAUCCAGUAUGGAAGAAACGGUGCGCGCUUAACACAUGACCACGAGCGUCACUGGCACUAUGCUCAGCAGUCUUUGAAUUUGUGGUCAAUUAUCCAAAGGGAAAUGAUACAGCUGUGGUAUCUCGCUGACAAGGAUCUCUUUGAUGGUUCUUCGUAUCGCCUAUCAUCAACAGGCCAGGGUUUGCAUCGUAUUAAGGCCUGUCCUGCAUUAUAUAAGAGGAUGCACAACAUCAUCAAUGAAUGCAAAGCAAAAUCCGGCACCUGGGUUGGAUCCUCCGUGGUUCAUCUUGGUGAUGACGCGGUUCCAAAUGCAUUAUUCUUCUUAGACAAAUAUACCCAAGUGCCAAAUAUUCUGAUCCCAUUCGACCAAACUUUACUGAAGAUCGACGAGCUAGUCAAAAAUGACCCGAUGAUCUUAGAGUACAUCAACAAGCAGUACGGUAGCGUUGAAGAUCUGAAGUUAACAAUUCUUCAAGACGCUUUUGCCCAUAUGUUCGAUGGAUCCGGUGCAGACAACUUCUACAUGAGUGGCUCGUGUAUCGAUGGUAGAUUAACUUCGGCCUGGAAUCACACCAACCAAAUCUCCAAAAAACGUUAUUAUAGCAUAUUCCUACUUACCGGAUUCAUUGGCUUCAACGGCAGUGAAGGUUUCUAG
Messenger RNA from Eremothecium sinecaudum, 1809 nucleotides. RefSeq names its product HBR480Cp. NCBI's taxonomy places the organism in Eukaryota, Fungi, Ascomycota, Saccharomycetes, Saccharomycetales, Saccharomycetaceae. The transcript has a single exon. The record is from RefSeq and is a predicted model, not a curated record. Bases 1 to 1809 code for a protein of 602 amino acids. Gene Ontology annotation, molecular function: zinc ion binding.